Molecule: messenger RNA, 2572 nt
Organism: Elgaria multicarinata webbii
Lineage: Eukaryota; Metazoa; Chordata; Lepidosauria; Squamata; Anguidae
Gene: SLC32A1
Product: solute carrier family 32 member 1
Exons: 2
Coding region: 68-1639 (523 amino acids)
Biological process (GO): amino acid transmembrane transport
Cellular component (GO): vacuolar membrane
Molecular function (GO): L-amino acid transmembrane transporter activity
Source: RefSeq, a predicted model, not a curated record
GGAGUGCGCGGUCUUUGUUGGCCACCCCCCCUCCCUGCCCCCGUCCAGACACGAGCGAGGGAGCAACAUGGCGACGCUCAUCCGCAGCAAGAUCUCCAAUGUGGCCACCUCGGUGUCCAACAAGUCCCAGGCGAAAGUCAGCGGCAUGUUCGCCCGCAUGGGCUUCCAGGCGGCCACGGACGAAGAAGCGGUGGGCUUCGUCCACUGCGACGACCUGGACUACGAGCACCGGCAGGGGCUGCAGAUGGACAUCUUGAAAUCCGAGGGGAGUGAAGAUGGAGGAGAGGCGCCCUUGGAAGGCGACAUCCACUACCAGAGAGAUGGCACUGGGCCGGGGUCCCUGGCCCCGUCCUCCUCCAAGGACGAAGGCGUGUGCUCCGAGCUGUCCGGCCAAGGGAAGCCCAGGAUCACAGCCUGGGAAGCCGGCUGGAAUGUCACCAACGCUAUUCAGGGGAUGUUUGUCCUUGGCCUGCCCUAUGCUAUUCUUCAUGGUGGAUACCUAGGACUGUUUUUAAUUAUUUUUGCAGCCGUGGUUUGCUGCUAUACUGGGAAAAUCCUUAUUGCCUGUCUCUAUGAAGAGAAUGAAGAUGGGGAGACAGUCAGGGUGAGAGACUCCUAUGUGGACAUCGCUAAUGCCUGCUGCACUCCCAGGUUUCCCUCGCUUGGGGGCAGGAUUGUGAAUGUGGCUCAGAUCAUAGAGCUGGUCAUGACCUGCAUCCUCUAUGUAGUGGUCAGUGGCAACCUGAUGUACAACAGCUUCCCAAGCUUACCAGUCUCCCAGAAAUCAUGGUCCAUCAUUGCCACAGCCGUGCUCCUGCCUUGUGCUUUCUUGAAGAACCUCAAGGCAGUCUCUAAGUUCAGCUUGCUCUGCACCUUGGCCCAUUUUGUCAUCAACAUUUUGGUGAUUGCCUACUGUCUCUCCAGAGCCCGUGACUGGGCAUGGGACAAAGUCAAGUUUUACAUUGACGUGAAGAAGUUUCCCAUCUCCAUUGGCAUCAUCGUCUUCAGCUACACCUCCCAGAUCUUUCUGCCUUCCUUAGAAGGGAACAUGCAGAACCCCAAGGAGUUCCACUGCAUGAUGAACUGGACUCACAUAGCUGCUUGCAUCCUGAAAGGACUCUUUGCCUUGGUAGCCUAUCUGACUUGGGCCGAUGACACAAAAGAAGUCAUCACAGACAACUUGCCAUCCACCAUCAGGGCCGUUGUUAACCUUUUCUUGGUGGCAAAGGCCUUGCUCUCCUAUCCAUUGCCCUUCUUUGCAGCUGUGGAAGUCCUGGAGAGAUCCCUCUUCCUAGAUGGAAACAGGUCCUUCUUCCCUAAUUGCUAUGGGGGUGAUGGGAGGCUCAAAGCCUGGGGGCUUACCCUCAGGUGUGCUCUUGUUGUGUUCACCUUGUUGAUGGCCAUUUAUGUCCCACAUUUCGCCCUCCUGAUGGGCCUCACAGGGAGCCUCACAGGUGCAGGCCUCUGUUUCCUCCUUCCCAGCCUCUUCCACCUCAAACUCUUGUGGCGGAAGCUCUUGUGGCACCAUGUCUUCUUCGAUGUGGCCAUUUUUGUAAUAGGUGGUAUAUGCAGUGUGUCUGGGUUCAUCCAUUCUUUAGAAGGUCUAAUUGAAGCUUAUGGAACCAAUUCAGAAGACUAAAGGAUGGGUUGAGCUGGUUGUGUUAAGAUGGAGGAGAGAGAGAAUCACACUGAACAUCCACAUAGCCAAAUGAUGAUGCAUCCCCAUGAAGGAGAAAUGUUGUUAUUUUAGUUAUGUACACCCAGCAAAUUCUAUCACAGAACCUUAAGCAAAGCUUCCAGAUCAAAUACUUACCCUGCAGACUUUUUAAAUAAACUAAGCCUGAAAAAUAAAUAUAUUUUGUAUUAUUUAGAUAUUAUCAGAGAGAAAAUAUUCAAAAUAUUCCCCUUUUCCCAUUCAUUCAAUAAUCUCUAUCUUUAUAAGGGAAGUAAAAUGCUCUAUAUGGAAAUAGUGAAGAGGUUUCAUGGUAAUAUUUUUUCAAGUUUUAUGCAAUUGAGUCUUGAUAAAAACAACAACAUAACUGUCAGCACAAUUGCUUGGGAUCAUUGCACUGGAACACUAGAGAACACACACAACCUGAUGAAGCCUAAUGCAAGACCUAGAUUGUACGAGCAACGAAUUAAAAUGGUUGUGAUGACCAACAAUGAGCCUAGCAAGCUGCAAUGUUUACAUUGUAUAUUUAAAACAACCAGUAAGGACUGCUUAAUACUUCCAUAUCAACUCAUGUCCAAUACCAGUGCUUCCCAUUUUGAAUAAGAAUCAUCUAGCCUCCAACUGAAAUCAGAGACUUGAAGUUCAGUUCUGGAUCAGGUUAUUUUUAUUUCUAAAUUACUUAAAUGAAUAAAUCAAUAAUCAAUUUGUUGGAUUUGAAAAGUAUUCUGGAUAUAAAGUAAAACACACACAAGAAAACCAUUCUGUGCAACUACCAGAUCUGUGGAGCUGUUUCAAAUGUAUGUGUGGUGUAAUUGUGGUAAAUAAGAUGACAAAUGUAUAUCAGAAAAAUUUAUCUUUAUCAUAUAAUGUGGUACAUAAAUAUAUCAAACAAUAAAGAGA